Molecule: messenger RNA, 1887 nt
Organism: Pistacia vera
Lineage: Eukaryota; Viridiplantae; Streptophyta; Magnoliopsida; Sapindales; Anacardiaceae
Product: cytochrome P450 78A4-like
Exons: 2
Coding region: 63-1610 (515 amino acids)
Molecular function (GO): monooxygenase activity; iron ion binding; heme binding
Source: RefSeq, a predicted model, not a curated record
CCAUCUCUACACAAGUCUUUUAGCUUCUCCAUUAUCAUCUUCCUUAACUCCAUUAUCCAAAAAUGAAGCUUGAUUACAUGUUAGCAAUCGGCUGUUGCCUCUUAUUCCUUUGUUUUGUAGACUGUCAAAGAGUUCCGUGGCCUUUUACUCUCAUUGUAUUUUCACUCUUCUCUCUUUUCUCUUUCUUUCUAAACUUUUGGCUUGUUCCUGGAGGCUUUGCAUGGAGAAACCACCAUAAAAACUCUCCGCUACUUCGUGGUCCAAUCGGUUGGCCUGUCUUGGGCACUUUACCUGAAAUGGGUUCACUUGCUCAUCGUAAACUAGCCGCCAUAGCAGCUUCACUAGGUGCAACUAGACUGAUGGCAUUCAGUCUAGGUGCAACACGUGUGAUCAUCAGUAGCCACCCGGAUACUGCUAGGGAGAUCCUAUCAGGGAUUUCAUUUUCUGAUCGUCCGAUCAAGGAAUCAGCUCGCUCGUUGAUGUUUGAGCGUGCCAUUGGCUUUGCUCCCUCCGGAAAAUACUGGCGUCACCUACGCAGAAUUGCCGCCAAUCACAUGUUUUCCCCAAGGAGAAUCUCCGGGUUAGAGGAGCUACGACAACGUUUAGCCAAUGAAAUGUUGAUGAAAGUAAGUGAAGAUAUGAAGGAGAGAGGAGUUGUGAUACUUAGAGGGAUAACGCAAAAAGGGUCUUUAAGUAAUAUUCUAGAAAGUGUGUUUGGGAGAUGUGAGUCUUUAGAGAGGGAAGAGUUAGGUUUUAUGAUUCAAGAAGGGUACGAGUUAAUCUCAAAGUUCAACUGGGAGGAUUAUUUUCCUCUGAGGUUUUUGGACUUCUAUGGUGUAAAAAGAAGGUCCCAUGUAUUGGCGGGUAAGGUUAACACAAUUGUGGGAAAUAUUAUUCAAGAAAGAAAAAGAAAUCAGGAAAAGUUUAGUGGUGGAAAUGACUUCCUUAGUGCAUUGCUCUCUUUGCCUAAAGAAGAUCAGUUGACUGAUACAGAUAUGGUGGCUAUUUUGUGGGAGAUGAUUUUUCGAGGGACCGACACUGUGGCUAUACUACUUGAAUGGAUCAUGGCCAGGAUCGUUUUACAUCAAGACGUCCAAACAAAAGUUCAACAUGAGAUCGACAUGUGCGUCGGUCACCAAAGGCAGGUACGGGAUUUUGACAUCCCCAACCUCCCUUACCUUCAGGCCAUUGUCAAAGAAGUUCUCCGUUUACAUCCUCCAGGUCCAUUACUCUCAUGGGCCCGUCUGGCCAUUCAUGAUGUCCACGUGGACAAAGUUUUUGUGCCAGCUGGCACAACCGCAAUGGUCAACAUGUGGGCCAUAACCCAUGACCCAUCUAUCUGGAAAGACCCAUAUGACUUCAAGCCCGAACGGUUCAUGGAAAACGACAACAUGUCCAUAAUGGGCUCGGAUCUAAGGCUUGCCCCAUUUGGGUCGGGUCGCAGGGUUUGUCCUGGUAAGGCAUUAGGCUUAGCCACCGUGCAGUUGUGGCUUGCCCGCCUCCUCCAUCAUUUCAAGUGGCUUCCAGCGCAGCCCGUCGAUCUUUCGGAGACCUUGAGGCUCUCUCUUGAGAUGAAGAAACCGCUCGCAUGCCGUGCUGUUCCCCGGUGAAGCUAUAGCAAAUUAAGUGUAAAUUGUGCAUGCAUGCAUGAGUUGCUCUAAAAUGGUUUGGUUUUUCAUCUAUGUAACAACUGUGGUUAGGAAGGGACUAAACCUAAUCCCCUUAAGCUGAAAAUUACUAUGAGCGUUCCUAAACGCUGUAAAGUAUUGGCUUUAAAUACUGAAACUGAGUUGCUUGAGUUUGAAGAAGUGUAUUUUAAAAGGUAUGUACCAUGUACGUGAUAAUUAUAAGCAAUAAACUUAAUAUGAAGAGUAUUUUACGAAGUUG